AUGUCCACCGUCACAGGACAAGAUAGCUUACCUGACUCGAAAGACGCGAAUUUACCUGGAUACUGUUUGUUUGUUGCGUUUGUUUCUGCUCUUUCCUCGUUUCAGAAUGGAUGGAAUACUAGUGUUACCAAUGUGCCUG
This is a messenger RNA of Ambispora gerdemannii, 139 nucleotides long. Lineage: Eukaryota; Fungi; Glomeromycota; Glomeromycetes; Archaeosporales; Ambisporaceae. The record is from the annotation of a GenBank genome assembly.